AUGGCGGCUCCUUCGCAUGUCGCGCAUUGUCGUUCGAGUUCAACAAGAUUGACUCCCCCGGCAUUCGUCGAUUUCAGUUCCAGGAACGGGAUUAACAAACUGUUCUUCGCCAGGAGUUCGGAUUUCCGGCGAGCCAAACGGUGUUUCUGCGUCCGGAACGUUUUCAGCGUGCCUGAGCAGAAAGUUCAGCAGGAUUCCACCACUGACGUUGACGAAGGCAUUCCAAGUGAUUUGAGUUUCACUCCUGAUGCUGAUUCUAUUGCCUCAAGCAUCAAAUAUCAUGCUGAGUUUACACCAUUGUUCUCUCCGGAGAAAUUUGAGCUCCCCAAGGCAUUUUUUGCAACAGCACAAAGUGUUCGUGAUGCACUAAUUAUCAAUUGGAAUGCAACUUAUGAAUUCCAUGAGAAAAUGAAUUCAAAGCAGGCUUACUACCUGUCAAUGGAAUUUCUACAGGGUAGAGCCCUGCUCAAUGCAGUUGGAAAUUUGGAGCUCACUGGUGCAUAUGCAGAAGCCUUGAAUAAGCUUGGUCACUCUCUAGAAACUGUGGCUUCACAGGAACCUGAUGCAGCUCUUGGAAAUGGAGGCUUGGGUCGCCUUGCUUCCUGCUUUUUAGAUUCCCUGGCAACACUAGAUUAUCCAGCGUGGGGCUAUGGACUUAGAUACAAGUAUGGCUUGUUUAAACAACUCAUAACCAAAGAUGGUCAGGAGGAGGUUGCUGAGAAUUGGCUUGAAAUGGGCAAUCCAUGGGAAAUUGUGAGAAAUGAUGUCACAUACCCAGUGAAAUUUUAUGGUAAAGUUGUUACCGGUUCAGAUGGAAAGCAGCACUGGAUUGGCGGAGAAGAUAUAAAAGCUGUUGCCUAUGAUGUACCAAUACCUGGAUACAAGACCAAAACUACAAUUAAUCUACGAUUAUGGUCUACAAAGGUUCCGUCGGAAGAUCUAGAUUUACUUGCUUUUAAUUCUGGAGAUCAUGCCAAAGCUUGUUUAGCCCAAGCAAAUGCUGAAAAGAUGAAUGAUACCCACCCAACACUUUGUAUCCCAGAGUUGAUGAGGAUAUUAAUAGACUUAAAGGGCCUGAGCUGGGAAGAAGCCUGGAACAUUACCCAGAGAACUGUGGCGUACACAAACCACACUGUUUUGCCUGAAGCUUUAGAGAAAUGGAGCUUUGAACUAAUGCAGAAACUGCUUCCUCGACAUGUUGAGAUUAUAGAGAUGAUUGAUAAGCAGCUGGUUGAUGAAAUUGUAUCAAAGUAUGGCACAUCAGAUCCUGAGCUCUUGGUGAAGAAACUGAAUGCAUUAAGAAUUCUCGAAAACUUUGAUUUGCCAGCUUCUGUGGCAGAUUUAUUAGUAGAACUAAACGAGAGCAAGGCGAAUGAACCACCUGAGACACUUGAAAUUGUCGAUGAAACAUCAGAGAGUGACGACAAAAUUAAGCAUGAAGAAGAAGAAAAGCCUCAGAAGAAGAAAACUGUGAGUCCUGAACCAGCUCCUGUACUUCCAAAGUUAGUCCGGAUGGCUAACCUUUGCGUGGUUGGUGGUCACGCUGUCAAUGGAGUUGCUGAGAUUCAUAGCGAAAUAGUGAAGAACGAGGUCUUCAAUGACUUCUAUGAGCUCUGGCCUGAGAAGUUUCAAAACAAAACAAAUGGGGUGACACCUAGAAGAUGGAUCCGCUUCUGCAACCCAAAUUUAAGUGAUAUUUUGACCAAGUGGAUUGGCGCGGAAGACUGGGUCCUAAAAACCGAGAAAUUAGCAGAAUUGCGGAAGUUUGCUGACAAUGAAGACCUUCAAAUUGAAUGGAGAAGAGCCAAACGAAGCAACAAGGAGAAGGUUGCUUCACUCAUCAAACAGAAAACUGGAUAUUCUGUUAAUGCUGAUGCAAUGUUUGAUGUCCAGAUAAAGCGUAUCCACGAGUACAAGCGACAGCUGUUGAACAUACUGGGAAUUGUUUAUCGUUACAAGAAGAUGAAGGAAAUGAGUGCUGAGGAAAGAAAAGCGAAGUAUGUUCCUCGAGUAUGCAUCUUUGGAGGCAAAGCAUUUGCAACAUAUGUGCAAGCCAAGAGAAUCGUCAAAUUUAUCACGGAUGUUGGGGCGACGAUAAAUCAUGACCCAGAAAUUGGUGAUCUAUUGAAGGUUGUGUUUGUCCCAGAUUACAAUGUCAGUGUUGCUGAACUGCUGAUCCCUGCUAGUGAACUCUCUCAGCAUAUCAGUACUGCUGGGAUGGAAGCCAGUGGAACCAGCAACAUGAAAUUUGCAAUGAAUGGCUGUAUCUUGAUUGGGACGCUGGAUGGAGCUAAUGUUGAGAUAAGGGAGGAGGUUGGAGAGGAAAACUUCUUUCUCUUUGGUGCUAAAGCUCAUGAAAUCGCUGGACUGAGGAAGGAAAGAGCUGAGGGAAAGUUUGUACCAGAUGAACGUUUUGUAGAAGUCAAGAAUUUUGUUAGAAGUGGUGCUUUUGGUUCGUACAACUAUGAUGAGCUAAUAGGAUCUUUGGAAGGAAAUGAAGGUUUUGGCCGGGCAGACUAUUUCCUUGUGGGUAAAGAUUUUCCAAGUUACAUUGAAUGUCAAGAGAAGGUUGAUGAAGCUUAUCGAGAUCAAAAGAAAUGGACAAGAAUGUCAAUCUUGAAUACUGCCGGUUCUGCCAAGUUCAGCAGCGACAGAACGAUACAUCAAUAUGCCAAGGAGAUAUGGGAUAUCAAACCUCUAGAGCUUCCUUGA
Messenger RNA from Oldenlandia corymbosa var. corymbosa, 2712 nucleotides. NCBI's taxonomy places the organism in Eukaryota, Viridiplantae, Streptophyta, Magnoliopsida, Gentianales, Rubiaceae. The record is from the annotation of a GenBank genome assembly.